Girardinichthys multiradiatus is the source of this 4625-nucleotide messenger RNA. Its product is annotated as E3 ubiquitin-protein ligase RNF38-like. The record is from RefSeq and is a predicted model, not a curated record. The coding region runs from base 281 to 2509 and encodes 742 amino acids. Lineage: Eukaryota; Metazoa; Chordata; Actinopteri; Cyprinodontiformes; Goodeidae. The transcript is spliced from 13 exons.
GGUUAGCUACGGGAUUUUUUGUUCUCUUGUGUUGGCCGCUGCUGGAGGAGGGGUUGGUGUUGGCGAGGCUUGCCAAGCUAGCGAGCGACGUUAUCCAGACUGGCUAAACAGGUUUAAAUGGUGGUAAAGUGGGUAAAGUUAACGUAAACUCAGUUCGGGACUACAUACGAAGAUGGUGAGCUGAAACGCCUCUUAAAGCUGCUACGGUGGGAGAAAACGACAGAAAAGGCUAAGAAAAAUAAAUAAAUAAAAAGAAGUAGAGGAAAUCCCCCGAAAGGAAAUGCCAAUCGCAGCCGCUGGACAGCCAACGACCCAGGAGCCCAGAGUUUGCCCCCGGCUGCCCUCCACCCCGGAGCCUGUCCCUAAAGGGGCUGAUUUAUUCGAAGAGGCGGGGGCGGCGGAGUCGGCGGAGCGUACAGAGUACGGGGCCGCUGAGGGGGGCAGAGUGGGGCUUGGGGGCUUCGGUUUCAGUCACAGCGGUGCUAGGAGCUUUAUACAGCCCGGAUCGACCAACGGCUCUCCGCCGCAGUCCCCAACCACCGCCCCCUCCUCCUCUUUCCUCCUCCAUCUCUCUCACCCUCACCAAAUGACUAUGGAACCCCCACGGACUCGAUCGCGUUCUCGGUCUGGAUACUACCAGCAGUACGGUGUUGGGAGUAACACCACCGGCGUUACGGUGUCCAGCCACCAUGACCAUCUCCACCAGCAGCAGCAGCAACAACACCACCAACAGCAGCAGGGUGCCGGCUGCGCACCACUCGGAGCUUACAGCAAUCACCCAGAGAACCAGCAGAGAGCUCCGGGAAGCAACGCCUCUCCCGGCAUACACAGGCUCCCCUCCGGGAUGCACCACAUCCCGAUGGCAGGAGCUUCUGGUGGAGCAUAUCAUUGCCACCCUGACCAUGGAUAUGGAGAGGAGAGGGAUAAGAGUGAGGAAAGUCCCAGUCCAAAGCGCCAGCGGCUUUCCAGUCAGUCCGUUUUAGAACAGCUGACCUCAUCUGCGCCCCUGCCAUCUACGCCUUCUCCCCCCAUCCGCCCGUGGGAGUCGGGACCUCCAAGUCGACGGCAGCCUCACCCUCACACCCUCUACCACCAGGAGAGGUGCCUCACUCCGCCACGGCUCAGGCGCAGCCCGCCAGCAAGGCGUCAGCGCGGCCGUCCCUCCAGACCCUCCCGCCACCUGCCUCUUCAUCACCAUCUCUCUGCUCAAGGACCUACACCUCGCCUGUCACCAUCUGAGCUUCAGGAUGAAAACUACCACCACAACCCCCUUCCCUCGCCGCAUCAGAUGUACACGGUACACACUCCAAGCACCUAUUCUCAGCCUCCCACAGCCGGCGGCGGAGGCAGAGGUUCAGAAGAGCCUCGAGCCUUCCACCCCCCUACAUUAUCAUCGCAACUGUUGCACCCAGCUACCCAUCACCACCCCCAUCAUCACCAGCAGCAUCAUCAUCAUCAGCAGCAGCAGCAGCAACAGCAUCAUGCAACCCAACAGCAGCAAGGUGCCAUGGUCUUGGACCUGCACGAUCGGCUGCAGCAGGGCAACGUACCCGUCUCCUACACGGUGACCCCUAUCCCUCCACAUGGUCUGGCAGCGCCUUUGUGUAGCGGUCAGCAUAUUCCCCCUUCCUGCUCCUCUCAACAGCAGGUCCCCGCCUGCAGUGUGGUCUUCAGCACUGGACAACACUACCAUCCGAUGUUACAAGCAUGUUCAAUGCAUCAUUUGCCGGUUUCCUACGCUUUUCCCUCGCUACUGUCUAGUGACCCUCAGUUCCUGAUUUCCCCUCCACCUCAUCUCUCCCACCAUCCGACCCACCUGCCCACACAGUUCCUGCCUUUCCAGACUCAGCCACGAUCGCCCUUACAGAGGAUUGAAAACGAGGUCGAUAUUGUGGGAGACCAGAUCCCUGUUGGAGGAAACUUCAGCUACGCCCACCAUCAUCACCACCAUCAGCCUCCCUCCGCCCUGCCACCUUCUACGCCGCUCCAGUUCCUCUCACACCAUGACCCCCUGUCACAAGAGCUUUUCACAGUGCCAUAUCCCCACUUUAUGCCUCGGAGAUUUGCAAGUCGCCGUUACCGCUCGCAGCAGACUGUGCCGCCGUCUCCCUACCAUCCCAGCUUCCUUCCUUACUUCUUAUCAAUGCUUCCUGUUCCCCCAAAUGUGGCUCCUGCCAUCAGCCUAGAGCUGGAUGUGGAUGAUGGAGAGGUGGAAAACUACGAGGCCCUGUUGAACCUCGCCGAGCGUCUAGGGGAGGCCAAACCCAGGGGUCUCACCAAGGCAGAUAUAGAACAGCUUCCAUCAUACAGGUUUAAUCCCAACAACCAUCAGUCUGAGCAAACACUAUGUGUCGUGUGUAUGUGCGACUUCGAGUCCCGCCAGCUCCUCAGAGUACUCCCCUGUAAUCAUGAGUUCCACGCAAAGUGCGUUGACAAGUGGCUUAAGGCAAACCGCACCUGCCCUAUCUGUCGAGCCGAUGCCUCUGAGGUCCAGCGGGACUCUGAGUGACCUCUAAUAAAUACAAUCCCCAAUUCUGUUUUUUGGAUGCACCAACACAUAAAUGAACUCGAUUAUGCUUUCACAUGACUGGGACCACUGCACAUAAAUCCUUCACUCUUCAAACAGCGUAGAGGUGUCAAAAACGUCCGCUCAGUCUUGCUUACUUUAUAACUGGACUUCUUAAGCCUUCGUUUUUUGAUUUUAAGACUUCUUCUAGUCUGCCAUCUUCUGAUGGUUGCUAUGAAUGACCUUUUAGACACAACCAGCUGCAGAUCUUUUUUGAAUGCCAUCAUGAAUACUUCACAAUUUGAGUGGCCAGUUUAUGGAUAGAGGACCUAUGUGGAAUUGUAUUCAGAGUUUUUGUUGAAAGUCGGCUUUCUAAAGAUUAUGACAACAUUUCCGUUAUCAUUGUGAUCCAGCAUUCAUAUCUUGUUGUGAAGAAGCUUUUUUUUUUUUUUCGUUUCUGCUUUUUGUAAUCGAGUUGAACUGAAAUCAAGUUUAUAGAAAACAAAAUGGUGAGUUUUAUUACUCCCUAUUCUUGUUUUUCCUGAGUCAAGUCAGCCUGUUUGGUGGAAAACAAAUUUCACCUGUUCAUCUGAAGUGAACCUACAUCUUUACUUUCGUCAACGUUUGGAAGAUUUUGUGUGGACACAUCUUCAUAAAUAUUUGAAUGCAACUGAUUUAAAUCAGUGAAACUAUCAUUGCUCUGAAAAAAUCUGAAUCUAUUCUUGAUCUAUAUGGUUGGUACGAGUCAUUUUCAUAAAUUAUUGUGUUGUGUUCCAAUUCAUUUUUCACCACCUACCAAGAACAACUUCGACACACUGUUCAGGUCUUAACUAGCUCUACUUCGUUUCACUGGCAGAUUUUACGCUGCAGCACUUUACAGUGAUUUAAUAACUACAUCGCUUUCUUUGCAUUCUGAACAAACCAGUUUUAAGUUCGGUCAUCCACAGUAACGUAAUAGGCCCAAGUUUUCACAUUCUUAUAAGACUUUUUGGUCUGUGUAGUUGUUUUUAGACAUUAUCUGUUAGAGGUACAGGCAAGGGGAUUUAAAGCUCUGUCUACAUGAGGUGAAAAGGAAGAUCCCGCUCCAUCCUUUGUUGGUAUUAGUAACAUGUCAUAAUAGGUUUGACGCAAAAUGUUGAAAAACUAACAAAAAAGCACUAAAUUGUUCAGAGAACUGCUCUCUCUGCACAUCUUCUCGGCUGCUGAUUCAACUUGAGGAGCCUGGAUUUAGAAUACCCACAAGAUCACAGAAGACUGCAUAUUUUUUAUUUUUUUGGGGGUAAAUUCCCUUGUGUCCUUUUAUCCUUAUGUUGGUUCGUCAUAAUGAUCCAGAAAGAUCCAGUCCUAUUAAAGCUACCGCUGUUUGAUUGUAUUCACUGCUUGUUUCAUCUCAUUGGAAAACAUUUAGAGCAGAAACUGCACGAAGUGCUCUGGAGAGUUCAUUGAGCCAUCUUCAGUAGCUUAUGUGUGAUUCUGAUACCUUUUUAUUCAUCUGCAUCUUCUCCAGGUCCACCUCACGUUACGGGAUCAAUACGAAAGCCAACUUGUUUGUUCAAACCGCAUUUUUGCUUUCCACCAAGUGCAAACUGCGGUAAUGUCCGAGUAGGUUGUUACUUAAAUACGCUGUUCUUCAUCGUCAGUGAAAAUCAUCGCAAUCUGUAAAAACUGCAUCCGUCAUCUUUUUUUUAGAGGUCAUAUUUGUGAUUGUAUGCAUCCAUUUUGUGUUGUAGGAUUGCAUUGUUUUGUUUUCUGGUACACUAGCAAUUACCUCAGUCCCACUAUUUAUAUCUUCUGAGAAUAUGGCGCAAACGGUAUGAUUUGUGCUUUCAUUCUGCUAAUCUUUUUCAUGCAGAUCGCUGUGUUGUAUGACAACUUUCUCUUAAAAACUCAAUGAAGCUGUAUUAUUCAAAUGGUGUCAUAGUAGUUUUAUUAUGUAUUAUAUCUGUAACCAAAAUCAUUUGAAGGCUUGUGAUGAAAUUUUUAACAAACAUUUGUACAUUUUGUAUGAGAGUUACUUAUGGUAAUACUUUAAGUAGUGCAAUGAUUUUUUUAAUCCCUUACCCCAUCUUUUGGAUUUCAAAAGCUGGUUCAAUAAUAAAUGUAUAACAUCCUCUUCUUA